Brassica oleracea var. oleracea is the source of this 420-nucleotide messenger RNA. RefSeq lists its product as uncharacterized. The transcript is spliced from 2 exons. The record is from RefSeq and is a predicted model, not a curated record. Bases 1 to 420 code for a protein of 139 amino acids. NCBI's taxonomy places the organism in Eukaryota, Viridiplantae, Streptophyta, Magnoliopsida, Brassicales, Brassicaceae.
AUGAGGUAUUUCCUCGGCAUAGAGGUGGUUCAAAAGGACGAUGGUAUCUUCAUUUGUCAGAGGAAAUAUGCAGCUGAAGUGAUCGAGAGGUUUGGAAAGAUGAAUUUCAAUCCAAUAUGCAAUCCAAUAGUUCCUGGACAGAAGAUCGGUCGUGAUGAAGCAGGCGACAAGGUUGAUUCAACCUUGUACAAACAGAUGCUACACCUUCCAGUGGCGAAGAGAAUCAUGCGCUAUCUUAAGGGAACGAUGGAGUACGGAAUCUGGUACAAAAAGGAGGGAGAAGCAGGACUGGUUGGAUUCACCGAUAGUGACUAUGCCGGAGAUGUUGAUGACAGCAAAAGCACUUCGGGUUAUGUCUUCUUAAUGAGCGGAGGUGCUGUUGUGUGGUCACCACGAAAGCAACCUAUAGUAACGCUUUAA